UGCCUAGCCUGCAAUCUCGCUGUUGCUUGUUCGUGCGUUCGUAGCGCCCCAGCGCCCUUCGCUCAUCAACUGAACCACAACCUGCACCACCUUCUGGUGCGGCAUUACGGAUCUUGCUCACCGAUGCUGUAUACAGUACGUGGAUUGUGCGCUCCCAGCUGUCACGGGCAUUUGUAACGUUACGAGUGAUGGCACUUUGUCCACCAUAGCGGAGACGGACCACAAGCACCAGCGCCAGCGCUGCGAGUCAAUCGACGUUCAAGACUUGGUGGACGUUCCCUUUGAAUCAAUACGCUUUAGUGAUGGCGACACAGGCGGCCUCUGGACAUGCUUGCGAACUUGAGGCUAUUCCCAUAUACCGUCUCUUUCAUGUCCGCCUGCGAUCUUCCCGCGUAGGCUUACAAGCAGAUUCAAAAGCCGCUCCUUUAUACACGUCUACCGCAGCAAUGCGGCGCACAUCGCAUUAGUCUUAAUCUGCAUUCGG
Messenger RNA from Baudoinia panamericana UAMH 10762, 484 nucleotides. RefSeq lists its product as uncharacterized. Bases 303 to 467 code for a protein of 54 amino acids. The transcript has a single exon. The record is from RefSeq and is a predicted model, not a curated record. NCBI's taxonomy places the organism in Eukaryota, Fungi, Ascomycota, Dothideomycetes, Mycosphaerellales, Teratosphaeriaceae.